AUGCGCUACAGCCGAUUGGCAACUUGCCAAGAGGAGGCUGACGAAGCCAGUCGACUUCUUCCACUCAUGGUUGACUCGGAGGUUCCUGUGGACGGAUCGGACGACAUUUACCUUCUUCCCUCUGUAUCAUCUCGCAGUUCCAGCACAUUUGCCAUGACCAAUUGCUCGAGUAACCCUUUUAUUCUUGCGAGAAAAACAUCGGCUCCUGCACGUAUCAGAGAUGCUGCCGCAUGUUGUUUUGGUCGUCGCCGCGUAUUGCAUUCUCGCACUGUAAGAAUCGGCUAUGGUCCAGUGGGCGGCGACCAAGGGGGUGGUUUUGCUCCGAACAAAGUCUCUAAUCAGAAAUACAAUAUCUUCAGCUUUGUUCCAUUGGUCCUUUUUCAACAGUUUAAAUUCUUUUUGAAUUUAUAUUUCUUGUUGAUGGCAUGCAGUCAGUUCAUACCUGCUAUCCAAAUCGGUGCACCUAUAACCUACUGGGGACCGUUGGGUUUCGUGCUCACAAUCACACUUAUCCGUGAAGCACUUGACGACUUUGUCCGCUUUCUCAGAGAUAAAGAGUUGAAUGGUGAGAAGUAUGAACGAUUAACCCGAGAUGGUACGCGAGUCGAAGUCAACAGCAGGUGA
Molecule: messenger RNA, 624 nt
Organism: Ostertagia ostertagi
Lineage: Eukaryota; Metazoa; Nematoda; Chromadorea; Rhabditida; Trichostrongylidae
Source: the annotation of a GenBank genome assembly